This is a messenger RNA of Nasonia vitripennis (jewel wasp), 1852 nucleotides long. Its product is annotated as protein unc-13 homolog B-like. Gene Ontology annotation, biological process: neuromuscular junction development; presynaptic dense core vesicle exocytosis; dense core granule priming. The transcript is spliced from 6 exons. Gene Ontology annotation, cellular component: presynaptic active zone cytoplasmic component; synaptic vesicle membrane; neuromuscular junction. Gene Ontology annotation, molecular function: syntaxin-1 binding; diacylglycerol binding; calmodulin binding. The record is from RefSeq and is a predicted model, not a curated record. Lineage: Eukaryota; Metazoa; Arthropoda; Insecta; Hymenoptera; Pteromalidae. Bases 36 to 1385 code for a protein of 449 amino acids.
GAAUAUGUUUUCCACUAUUUCAGGCAUGUAUUCUAAUGAAUAACAUUCAGCAACUACGAGUCCAAUUAGAAAAAAUGUUUGAAUCAAUGGGAGGAGGAAACUUGGAGCAGGAUGCUGCAAACAUUUUAAAUGAGCUCCAAGCACAGUUAAAUAGUGCCUUGGACGAUUUAGCAAUCCAGUUUGCCAAAAGCUUAGAACCUCGAAUAACCGUGUCCGUAAGAGAAGUCGGAGACCAUUUACUAGCUAUUAAGGGUGGCGACCAAAUAAAUCAAUCUGCUCAGAGAAAUACUGUGGCACUGGAAGCUGAUCAAGUACUCAUACCCUUAAUUGAAACACUUGAUGAGGGUCUUGGACGGUAUAGUUAUUCUUGUGAAAAAACUGUCUUAAAGCGUUUAUUAAAAGAACUUUGGAAAAUAGUUAUUGGAAUACUAGAGAAAACUGUUGUUCUGCCACCAAUGAGUGAUAAAAGUAUGAUGUUUAAAAGUUUAACAGACAAUGCAAAGAAUUUAGCAGCUAAUGCAAAAAUAGAAGAUAUGUCUCGAUUGUUUAAAAAUCAUAUGACUGGAAAACCAGAUGUUAAAAAUGCUUUAAGUGGAGUAAUGGACAUUCCUAAAGAAGUUGAAAAAAAUCUGUCGCCCAAGCAAUGUGCAGUUCUUGAAGCUGCUUUAGAAAUCAUAAAAACCUACUUUCAUGCAGACAGCGGUGGAUUGAAAAAAAAUUAUAUGGAAAAAUCACCCGAAUUACAAAGUCUUAGAUAUGCUUUAAGUUUAUACACUCAAACCACUGAUACGCUUAUUCAAACGUUUGUUACAUCACAAGUUACUCAAGAUACUACUGCUACGGAAGAAGAUAUUGUGGGAGAAAUUAAUAUUCAAGUUGAUCUCUUUACAAAUCCAGGAACAAAUGAACAAAAGGUCAACGUAAAAGUAAUAUCCGCAAAUAAUUUGAAAUGGGUAUUAACAAGUGGUAUGUUUAAACCAUUUGUCGAAGUGAAUCUCAUAGGACCACAUCUGGCAGAUAAGAAAAGAAAACAUGCUACCAAAUCAAAGAACAAUACUCUAUCGCCUAAAUUUAAUGAAACAUUUCAUUUUAUUAUUGGAAAUGAGCAACAACUAAAUUUUUAUGAACUGCACAUUUGUGUCAAGGAUUACUGUUUUGCAAGGGAGGAUAGAUUAGUUGGACUCGCAGUUAUUCAACUAAAGGAUAUAGUGGAGCAAGGCUCAUGUAUAUGUGCAAUAUCUUUAGGUAAACGUAUUCAAAUGGAUGAAACAGGAUGGACCAUUUUACGAAUUCUAUCUCAAAGGAAUAAUGAUGAGGUAGCAAAAGAAUUUGUUAAACUUAAAAGCGAUAUACGACAAGAAAAUCUGUUAUCAAAUCCAACUUGAGACGAUUAAGAAAACUCACUUGUCGGUGAGCAUACUUCUGGAAUAAACGUAAAAAAGCAUAUCGCCUCUGUGCCACUGUUCAAAGCAACUGUCAUAGCAGUUGCCAUUUUUGUACUAGACCGCUGCCAGUAUGCAAUAUAUGCUGUCAUUAUACGAUAACAAUAAUGUGAGAAUGUGAGAAAGGAAAGUAAAAAAUAGUAACAAAUACAAUUAAAAGAUGAAGAAGAUGUACACGUUAAUGUUGCAUUGUUGCUGAAAAAUUUUUUUAUAAAACGAAGUUAUACACGUAGAAUUGCGUACGACCAAUUCGCGCGCCUGACACGUCAGUCGGGCUCGUGUACUCUAGUUUAUAACUAUUAAUUAUUACGUCAUUUUACUGUAUCAUAUAACAUAUAUUCUUAUUAAAAGAACAAAGCAUCAGAAAUUUAAAGAAAAAUUAUGAAAAUAAAUGCAUAAAAGAAAAUGUC